AUGAGGACACUUUUCCUUUUCAUGAUCUCACAUCUUCUGAGGGGGGGUGUCUCCACCACAGCCCAAUCUGUUAUUUCUCCUAAUAAUGACCUUGUUGUCAUGCCUCACGAUCCAUCUCCUCCACAUCAUAUGCCUAUCUUGCCUUCAACAAAACAAGAAUCAAUGCAACACAAUGAUCAUGCACCGGAUGAACCUGAUAUAUCCUUCAAGGUUGUCCAAUGUUCCCACGCAUCCUAUGGUGACUCGUUUGGCGUGAGAAAUAACUAA
This is a messenger RNA of Prunus armeniaca (apricot), 267 nucleotides long. The record is from the annotation of a GenBank genome assembly. Lineage: Eukaryota; Viridiplantae; Streptophyta; Magnoliopsida; Rosales; Rosaceae.